This is a messenger RNA of Gorilla gorilla gorilla (western lowland gorilla), 3599 nucleotides long. RefSeq names its product CD200 molecule (gene CD200). Gene Ontology annotation, cellular component: cell surface; neuronal cell body; axon. The record is from RefSeq and is a predicted model, not a curated record. Bases 1520 to 2329 code for a protein of 269 amino acids. NCBI's taxonomy places the organism in Eukaryota, Metazoa, Chordata, Mammalia, Primates, Hominidae. The transcript is spliced from 12 exons. Gene Ontology annotation, molecular function: cell-cell adhesion mediator activity. Gene Ontology annotation, biological process: heterotypic cell-cell adhesion; regulation of immune response; negative regulation of macrophage activation.
UGUAAGCUUGCUUCAAGCUAGCCCACCCCGUUUUGUGAAGUGUGUAUGAAAGUCAGGUGCUGUCUUUGUUCCGGGCGCAGUCUUUUGGACAUGAGUCAGCUGGGCCUGAGUGCACUCAAUAAAGAUUCUCCUGUUUCAACCCAAGGUGGUCUGGGGCCCCAGCAGUGGGAGACCUGUAACUUCAGGCACCACUGGAAGAACUUAAGCCCAGAGAAGGAAACGGCUCUUCCACUCCCCAGCGUCCCUCCCCAGAUGGUGCAUCAGAACCCGGAGGGUUGCAGGACAAUCUCAAGAGCAGCGGGCAGACAUCUGAACCAUGUUUCAGGAAUCAUGCCUUGGAUUCACCACAGUCGGCUAAAACCAGCAGCCCAGGAUCAGUGGAUCAGUCAGUAAGACCCAGACCAUCCAACCCGGCUGAUCCUGCGACAAGACCAUGUAACCAGUAGAAAUAACAGCAGCCCUGCUGUGGCCACUCCGGAGGCUGGCCAGUCUAUGCACGGCAGAAGCUUGAGGAAAACUGUAAGCCCUGCUCUAGUCACACAACUGGAAACUGACUAGUCUACGCAUGGCCAAAGCUUGAGGAGUCAUCAUCAAAUGAGUAGAUGUCACAGAAUAUGUGUGAACCAAUACUUCAUUUGAGACAGCCUCACAUGGAGAAUGUAAUGAGCCAUUCUCUUCUCACAUACAGUGUUUCACUGCAUCACCCAGGCUAGAGUGCAGUGUCUCCAUCAUGGCUCACUUCAGCCUCAACCUCCCGAGCUUAAGCAAUCCUCCCAUCUCAGCCUCCUGAUUAGCUGGGACUACAGGCAUGUGCCACCAUGUUCAGAGCCAAGAACUCUGGAACAAGAAGAAGAAGACGAAGGAGGAGGAGGAGGGGGAGGAGGAGAAGGAGAAGGAGGAGAAGGAGAAGGAGGAGAAGAGAAGGAGAAGGAGGAGAAGGAGAAGGAGAAGGAGACGGAGAAGGAGGAAGAGGAGGAGGAGGGCCGGGCGCCGUGGCUCACGCCUGUAAUCCCAGCACUUUGGGAGGCCGAGGCGGGCGGAUCACGAGGUCAAGAGACCGAGACCAUCCUGGCUAACAUGGUGAAACCCCGUCUGUACUAAAAAUACAAAAAAUUAUCCGGGCAUGGUGGCGGGCGUCUGUAGUCCCAGCUACUCGGCAGGCUGAGGCAGGAGAAUGGCGUGAACCCGGGAGGCGGAGCUUGUAGUGAGCCGAGAUAGCGCCACUGCACUCCAGCCUGGACCACAGAGCGAGACUCCGUCUCAAGGAGAAGAAGGAGAAGGAGAAGGGAAAAAAGAAUCCUCAUCAUUAAUGCAAGUGGAAGGAAACUCUUCACCAAAGAAUUGAUCACAUCAUGAAAGCCAGCCUCCGCUCCUGUGAGGGCGUGGGGAAAAGGGAGUGGAAGAAAGGAAGAGGCGGGAGGUGCGGCGGGGGCACAGGUGACGCUCCUCCCGCCUGCCUAGCAGAGCUCCAGGCGCACAUCCGCAGUCAGCCACCUCGCGCGCGCCUCCAGGAGCGAGGAUGGAGAGGCUGGUGAUCAGGAUGCCCUUCUGUCAUCUGUCUACCUACAGCCUGGUUUGGGUCAUGGCAGCAGUGGUGCUGUGCACAGCACAAGUGCAAGUGGUGACCCAGGAUGAAAGAGAGCAGCUGUACACACCUGCUUCCUUAAAAUGCUCUCUGCAAAAUGCCCAGGAAGCCCUCAUUGUGACAUGGCAGAAAAAGAAAGCUGUAAGCCCAGAAAACAUGGUCACCUUCAGCGAGAACCAUGGGGUGGUGAUCCAGCCUGCCUAUAAGGACAAGAUAAACAUUACCCAGCUGGGACUCCAAAACUCAACCAUCACCUUCUGGAAUAUCACCCUGGAGGAUGAAGGGUGUUACAUGUGUCUCUUCAAUACCUUUGGUUUUGGGAAGAUCUCAGGAACGGCCUGCCUCACCGUCUAUGUACAGCCCAUAGUAUCCCUUCACUACAAAUUCUCUGAAGACCACCUAAAUAUCACUUGCUCUGCCACUGCCCGCCCAGCCCCCAUGGUCUUCUGGAAGGUCCCUCGGUCAGGGAUUGAAAAUAGUACAGUGACUCUGUCUCACCCAAACGGGACCACGUCUGUUACCAGCAUCCUCCAUAUCAAAGACCCUAAGAAUCAGGUGGGGAAGGAGGUGAUCUGCCAGGUGCUGCACCUGGGGACUGUGACCGACUUUAAGCAAACCGUCAACAAAGGCUAUUGGUUUUCAGUUCCACUAUUGCUAAGCAUUGUUUCCCUGGUAAUUCUUCUCGUCCUAAUCUCAAUCUUACUGUACUGGAAACGUCACCGGAAUCAGGACCGAGAGCCCUAAAUGAGUCACACAGCACCCUGAAAGUGAUUCCCUGGUCUACUUGAAUUUGACACAAGAGAAAAGCAGGAGGAAAAGGGGCCAUUCUCCAAAGGACCUGAAAGAGCAAAAGAGGUGGGAGCGAAAGCCUUAAGGAUCCCACGACUUUUUACUGCCAUCUGAGCUACUCAGUGUUUGAAUCCCAAGAGGAAGUCAUUUUACCUCUCAGGUCUGUUGUAGGACUUGAUUUUGUAAAGCAACGCCAUGUUAUGUGGUUGAAAGGGCACUGGACUUAGUAUCAGGAGCACUGAGCUCACAGACUGACUUGGGCUCCUACUGGUGGGGACCUCUGUUAGUCACUUUACCUCAUCCAAAGUAUAAAGGAAUUGGACCAAAUAAUUUACCACAUAGCUCUAAAACUUAAUUUAAAAUGUAAUUCCAGAAAAAAAAAAAGGGAAUAAGCAAAGGGGGAAGAAUUGAAAGAGAGAGAGAAGAAAGAAUACAGAGAGCUUGCCUUUUGCCUUUCUGUUGAUGUUACAUCUCUUCUUCCCAUGUUCUUAGGUCUAUGAGUCUGUUUCCCCAUCAUUUGGUAUCUAGUCCAGCUCCUGCUUACUGCUUUGCUAAUAGCUGGCCUUGCUAGAAUCCUUGGUUUCACUGCUGUUCUUCAUGUGCUUCUAUGAGAUUUACUCCAACAAAAAUAGGACUGAAUUUAUUGUGAAGUAACAUUGGCAAUCUUAACUUAUUCAUUUAACUUAUUUAUUUUUAUAGCUAGAUAAAUAUUGUUAGUCUUAGACAAUAGCUCACAUUUUUUGAGAAGCAUGCUUUCCCUGUCCAUUUGUCUUAUAACAUGACCCAGCCCUAUUUUACAUCAUUCUAAAUUCAGCCUCAUAUAAUGAAAAGACAUUAUGAAAACAGAUGUUUAGGAGAUUUCCUGUAUAGCAGUCAGCCAAUUCAUAUGCUUUGUCUCUGCUGGCUUCUUUUUCCAUGCAUUAACUUUUCACAAUAGCAGAGGAGGCAAAUAUGAGCAUACAAUCCCUUUGUUCUAAAGAUAUUGUUCCAGCUAGUGGAAUGAUGUUGAAUCUUUAAUAACCAUAAUUAGUUGCUUUUUCAGUAUCUUCUGCUUUGUCUGUGUCUAUCCAGUGGCCUAGGAAUUAAAGUGUAAGUUGUUUUUGCUGUUAAAUUGGAUAUUUAUAUAUAUAUAUAUAUAUAGCAAGAUUUUCAUGUGUUAUUUAAUUCUGUAUCGUUUCUUAUAUUUGUAGUAAAAUAUUGAACAAUUAAAAGUGUUGACUCCAAA